Molecule: messenger RNA, 7918 nt
Organism: Gorilla gorilla gorilla (western lowland gorilla)
Lineage: Eukaryota; Metazoa; Chordata; Mammalia; Primates; Hominidae
Gene: PMFBP1
Product: polyamine modulated factor 1 binding protein 1
Exons: 21
Coding region: 249-3443 (1064 amino acids)
Biological process (GO): spermatogenesis
Cellular component (GO): sperm head-tail coupling apparatus
Source: RefSeq, a predicted model, not a curated record
UUUGGUUUCCUGGGAGGCUUUCUAGCUAGAUAAGUCUCAGCACUUCACGUGUUUCCUAACUUUAUGAGCGUAAACAUUAUGGCAAGCUGAUGCUUCAAAAACACCAUAUCAUCAGAUAUUUCAUAUAAAUAGUUACAAAAUUAAUGGAAGCUCCUCACAGAGUAGUAAGAGAGCCUCUGUGACCCUGGGUUUAUAACAAAGCUCAGAAAAUACUAAAGGUUAAAGGAGAAUUGAGAGCUGCCAAGGAAAUGAAAGAUGAGGCGGGGGAGAGAGACAGAGAAGUGAGCAGCCUGAACAGCAAGCUGUUAAGCCUGCAACUUGACAUCAAGAAUCUGCACGAUGUCUGCAAGAGACAGAGGAAGAUCUUGCAGGACAAUCAGCUCUGCAUGGAGGAGGCAAUGAACAGCAGCCACGACAAGAAGCAAGCACAGGCAUUAGCAUUCGAGGAGUCAGAGGUGGAAUUUGGGUCCAGUAAACAGUGUCAUCUGAGACAACUCCAGCAACUGAAGAAAAAAUUGCUGGCCCUUCAACAAGAACUGGAGUUUCGCACAGAGGAGUUGCAGACUUCUUACUAUUCUCUCCGCCAGUAUCAGUCCAUCCUAGAGAAGCAGACUUCUGACCUGGUUCUUCUGCACCAUCACUGCAAACUGAAAGAAGAUGAGGUGAUUCUCUAUGAGGAGGAAAUGGGAAAUCACAACGAGAACACAGGGGAGAAGCUCCAUUUGGCGCAGGAGCAACUCGCCUUGGCCGGGGACAAGAUCGCCUCCCUAGAGAGGAGCUUAAACCUCUACAGGGAUAAAUACCAGUCUUCCCUGAGCAACAUCGAGUUACUAGAAUGCCAAGUGAAGAUGUUGCAGGGGGAACUCGGCGGGAUCAUGGGUCAGGAGCCUGAGAACAAGGGUGAUCAUUCAAAGGUACGGAUAUACACUUCUCCUUGCAUGAUUCAAGAGCAUCAGGAGACCCUGAAACGACUGUCUGAAGUCUGGCAAAAGGUCUCUCAACAGGAUGAUCUCAUUCAAGAACUUCGAAAUAAGCUGGCCUGCAGUAACGCUUUGGUUCUGGAGCGUGAAGAGGCUUUGAUAAAACUACAAGCCGAUUUUGCUUCCUGUACAGCCACCCACAGAUACCCUCCUAGCUCCUCAGAAGAGUGUGAAGACAUCAAAAAGAUACUGAAGCACUUGCAGGAGCAGAAAGACAGCCAGUGCCUGCAUGUGGAGGAGUACCAGAACCUGGUGAAGGAUCUGCGCAUGGAACUAGAGGCCGUGUCGGAACAGAAGAGAAACAUCAUGAAGGACAUGAUGAAGCUGGAGCUGGACCUGCACGGACUGCGGGAGGAGACAUCUGCCCACAUUGAGAGGAAGGAUAAGGACAUCACCAUCCUGCAGUGCCGGCUGCAGGAGCUGCAGCUGGAGUUCACCGAGACCCAAAAACUCACUUUGAAGAAAGACAAGUUCCUCCAAGAGAAAGAUGAGAUGCUGCAAGAGCUGGAGAAGAAACUGACACAGGUUCAGAACAGCCUCCUGAAAAAGGAGAAGGAGCUGGAGAAGCAGCAGUGCAUGGCCACAGAACUUGAAAUGACAGUCAAGGAGGCUAAGCAGGGCAAGUCCAAGGAGGCGGAGUGCAAGGCCCUGCAGGCUGAGGUCCAGAAGCUGAAGAACAGUCUCGAAGAGGCCAAGCAGCAGGAGAGGCUGGCUGCUCAGCAAGCAGCCCAGUGCAAAGAAGAGGCUGCACUGGCAGGCUGUCACCUGGAGGACACCCAGAGGAAACUGCAGAAUGGCCUCCUCCUGGACAAGCAGAAGGCAGACACCAUCCAGGAACUACAGAGAGAACUUCAGAUGCUGCAGAAGGAGUCCUCGAUGGCUGAGAAGGAACAAACCUCCAACAGAAAACGGGUGGAGGAGCUGUCAUUAGAACUCUCUGAAGCCCUGAGGAAGCUUGAAAAUUCAGACAAGGAAAAGAGCCAGCUUCAGAAGACAGUGGCUGAGCAGGAUAUGAAAAUGAAUGACAUGCUUGAUCGUAUCAAGCACCAGCACAGGGAGCAAGGCUCCAUCAAAUGCAAGUUAGAAGAAGAUCUUCAGGAGGCCACAAAGCUUCUGGAGGACAAACGGGAGCAGUUGAAGAAGAGCAAAGAGCAUGAGAAGCUGAUGGAGGAAGAACUUGAAGCUUUGCGGCAGGAAUUUAAAAAGAAAGACAAGACGUUGAAAGAGAAUUCCAGAAAGUUGGAGGAAGAAAAUGAGAAUCUCCGAGCAGAGCUACAGUGUUGUUCUACACAACUGGAAUCCUCUCUCAACAAAUACAACACCAGCCAGCAAGUCAUCCAAGACUUGAAUAAAGAGAUAGCCCUUCAGAAGGAGUCCUUAAUGAGCCUGCAGGCCCAGCUGGACAAAGCUCUGCAGAAGGAGAAGCACUAUCUCCAGACUACCAUCACCAAAGAAGCCUAUGAUGCAUUAUCCCGGAAGUCAGCCUCCUGCCAGGACGACCUGACACAAGCCCUCGAGAAGCUCAAUCACGUGACCUCAGAGACAAAGAGCCUGCAGCAAAGCUUGACACAGACCCAAGAGAAGAAAGCUCAGCUGGAAGAGGAAAUCAUUGCUUAUGAGGAAAGGAUGAAAAAGCUCAAUACGGAAUUAAGAAAACUGCGGGGCUUCCACCAGGAGAGUGAGCUGGAGGUGCACGUCUUCGACAAGAAGCUAGAAGAGAUGAGCUGUCAGGUGCUGCAGUGGCAGAAGCAACACCAGAAUGACCUCAAGAUGCUGGCAGCCAAAGAGGAGCAGCUCAGGGAGUUCCAGGAGGAGAUGGCCGCCUUAAAAGAGAACCUCCUUGAGGACGAUAAGGAGCCCUGCUGCCUGCCCCAGCGGUCUGUGCCCAAAGACACCUGUAGGCUCUACCGAGGGAAUGAUCAGAUUAUGACCAACUUGGAGCAAUGGGCAAAACAGCAGAAGGUCGCCAAAGAGAAACUAGGAAACCAGCUCCGAGAGCAGGUGAAAUACAUUGCCAAGCUGAGUGGUGAAAAGGACAGGGAACCAAGCAGAGCCAGCAGCUCCAACACAACCCGUCCUUCCUGUCCUUCCCACAGCCACCUCCACAGUGUAAUGGUCCACCUGCAGCAGGAAAACAAGAAGCUGAAGAAGGAGAUAGAAGAGAAGAAGACGAAAGCCGAGAACACAAGGUUAUGCACCAAAGCCCUAGGCCCGAGCAGAAUGGAGUCCACACAGAGGGAGAAAGUGUGCGGCGCCUUGGGCUGGAAGGGGUUGCCCCAGGAUGUGGGUCAAAGAAUGGACUUCACCAAGUACAUCGGGAUGCCCCACUGCCCGGAAAUAGGAAAACUCAACCUAAAACUCACAUGGAAUCUUAAGGGAUCCCAACAGCCAAAACAGUCUCAAAAAAGAAGAACAAAGCUGAAGAACUUACUGAUUUCAAAACUUACUACAAACCUACAGUAAUCAAAAUAGUGUGGUACUGCCAUAUAAAUCAAAAGAUAGACAUACAAACCAAUGGAAUAGACUAGAAAGAAUCCCAGAAAUAAACCCUCACAUAUAUGGUCAAAUAAUUUUGACAAGGAUGCCAAGACUAUGAAAUGGGGAAAGGAUAGUUUUUGUUUUAGUUUUCCAACAAAUGGUGCUGGGAAAACUCAAUAUUUGCAUGCAAAAGAAUAAAGCUGUGCCCUUACCUAAUACCUUAUACAAAAAUUAACUCAAAAUGGGUCAAAGACCUAAAUGUAGCCACUAAAACUAUAAAACUCAUAGAAGAAAACAUGGAACAAACCCUUCAUGGCACUGGAUUUGGCAGUGAUUAGUUCACCAAAGGCACAGGCACGAAAGGAAAUAAUAGACAAAUUAGACAUCCUGAAACUUUUAAAAUUUUGUGCAUCAAAAGCAACAUCAACAGAGUAAAAAGGCAACCCACAGAAUAGGAGAAAAUAUUUCCAAAUCAUAUCUCUGAUGUUAAUAUCCAGAAUAUAUAGAGAACUCCUAAAACUCAAGAAAACAAACAACCCAGUUCAAAAAUGGGCAGAGCAUAUGCCGAAGAAUGAAACUGGACCCCUAUCUUUCACCAUAUAUAAAAAUUAACUCCAGAUGGAUUAAGGAUUUAAAUGUCAGACCUCAGACUAUAGAAAUCGUUAUCGCCUGUAAUCCCAGCACUUUGGGAGGCCGAGGCAGGUGGAUCACGAGGACAGGAGAUCAAGACCAUCCUGGCUAACAUGGUGAAACCCCGUCUCUACUAAAAAAAAGAAAAAAAAUUAGCCGGGCAUGGUGGUGGGCGCCUGUAGUCCCAGCUACUAGGGAGGCUGAGGCAGGAGAAUGGCAUGAACCCAGGAAGGGGAGCUUGCAUUGAGCCGAGAUCGCACCACUGCACUCCAGCCUGGCGACAGAGUGAGACUACUACUCAAAAAAAAAAAAAGAAAGAAAUCGUUAUCGGGCCAGGUGUGGUGGCUCACACCUGUAAUCCCAGCACUUUGGGAGGCCAAGGCAAGUGGAUCACAAAGUCAACCAUCCUGGCCAACAUAGUGAAACCUCGUCUCUACUAAAAAUACAAAAAUUAGCUGGGCGUGGUGACACACAUCUGUAGUCCCAGCUACUUGGGAGGCUGAAGCAGGAGAAUCGCUUAAACCCAGGAGGCGGAGGUUGCAGUGAGCCGAGAUCAAACCACUGCACUCCAGCCUGGCAACAGAGCAAGACUCUGUCUCCAAAAAAAAAAAAAAGAAAAAAAAAAGAAAUCGUUCUCAACAUCGGCUUUGGCCAAGAAUUGUUGGCUAAGUCAGCAAAAACAAUUGCAACAAAAACAAAAAUUGGUAGGAGGGACCUAAUAAACUAAAGAGCUUCUACACAGCAAAAGAAACUAUCAGCAGAAUAAACAACCUACAGAGUGGGAGAAAAUAGUCACAAACUACACAGCUGACAAAGGCCUAAUAUCUAGAAUCUAUAAGGAACUUAAACAAAUCAAGCAAAAAACAAAUAACCCCAUUAAAAAAAUGGGCAAAGGACAUGAACAGACACUUCUCAAAAGAACACAUACAAGCAGCCAACAAACAUAUGAAAAAAUGCUCAUGAUCACUAAUCACCAGAGAAAUGCAAAUCAAAACCACAAUGAAAUACUAUCUCACACCAGUCAGAAUGGUUAUUACUAAAAAGUCAAAAAAUCAGAUGCCGGCAAGGCUGGUGAGAAAAGGCAACACUUAUAUACUGCUGGUGAGAAUGUAAAUUAGUUCAGCCACUGUGAACAAAGGUUUGAAGCUUUCUCAAAGAACUUAAAAUCGACCUACCAUUUGACCCAGCAAUCCCAUGAGUGGGCGUAUACCCAAAGGAAAAUAAAUCAUUCUACCAAAAAGACACAUGCACUCGCAUGUUCAUCGCUGCACUAUUCACAAUAGCAAAGACAUGGAAUCAACCUAGGUGCCCAGCAAUGGUGGACUGGAUAAAGGAAAUGUACAUACACACCAUGGGGUACUACACAGCCAUAGAAAAGAAUGAAAUCAUGUCCCUUGCAACAACAUGGAUGCAGCUGGAGGCCAUAAUCCUAAGCUAAUUCCUGCAGGAACAGAAAAUCAAAUACCACCUCUUCUCACUUAUAAGUGGGAGCUAAACAUUGAGCACACAGGGACAUAAAUAUAGGAACAAUAAACACUGUGGACUACUUGGUUGGGAGGAAUAGAGAGAGGGAAAUGGGUUGAAAACAUACCUGUUGGGUACUAUGCUUACUACCUGGGUGAUGGGAUCCAUACCCCAAACCUACCACAUCACACAGUAUACCCAUAUAAUGAACCUGCACAUGUACCGUCAGUAUCUAAAAUAAAAGUUGAAAUUUAAAAAUUUUUAAAAAGUUACCAAUGCAAAAAAAUAAAAGGGGGGGAAGAGGACUUGAGACAUUUCUCCAAAGAAGAUAAACAAAUGGCCAAUAAUAAGCACAUGAAAAGAUGCUCACCACCACUAAAUACUAGGGAAAUGCAAAUCAAAACUGCAAUGAGAUACCAGCCAUUAGGAUGGUUACACUAAAAAAAAUACAGACAAUAACAAGGGUCAGCCAGACUCAGGAGUCCACAACGGGGCCAUGGUGCUAGAGACCAUGUCAUAGGUAUGCUUUUGUACCUCUAGAAAAACAAUCAGUUGCCAUCUGAAGAAAAGACAGUGAGAAUCAGAAUAUUAAAGCUCGAAGGAACUUUAAGGAAGAUCUGAAUGGAAAGGAUCUGUAAUUUAAAAAAACACUGGAAACACAGGAAGAGACAAAGCCUUGAGCAGAAGCUCCAGUACCGUGGCAAAUUCAGGGGGAGCUGCUGUGGGCAGGGGACCCCUCCAUUCCUCUUGUAGCACCCACAUGUACCAAGUAUCCUUUACCAGGUGUUCCUUGCUUGUAAAUACGAUGGUUGAGUUGGACCCAUUGUUUUAAUAGCCUCUCUGACCUUAUUUUUUUAUCUAAGGGACUUAGUGAGUUUGUGACCAAGGUCACAGCUUAUUAAUAAUAACUGUUAAGUAGAACCUCAAUCUUUUUCCUACUCCAUUGCCUGAUUCUGUAAAUAGGUCACACAUCAGCCAACUUCUAGUCCUCCAACCUAGGGCCAAGAUUAGAAGGCUUCCUAGGCAAAGUGCUAGCAGCCCUCUCUCUUCACUACGGAGCCCUGAGAAGCCCAUUUCCACCUGCAUUCCCCCAAGGGGGCUAGAGGGAAGAAUGGAGGCAGAGGUGGUAGCUGGUGCUGGCUGGCAAAGCUAGGCUUCUGAGCUCACCCACAAAAUUGACUUCCAUUUUAACAUUUAUUGAGUUAUAACAUGGAAAUGCAAAUCCCAGCAACAGAGGGAGAAAGGGAUCAGAACAGCACAGCAGGCCACACACCACAGGGCUCACGCCGGCACUGGCCUGGUAUCAAGGUGCUUCCAAGCCCCAAUCCUGUCUGUGACUCAACCCCACCACAGAACCUGCCAACAAGCACACCUGGCAGAAGCCCAGCCUGGAGGAAUCACAACAUACACACCAUGGUUAGUGGAAAGGGCUAAACACCCAAAAAGCCACCUCAGCAGACUUAAGAGACUGCUUAAAAAGAGAAAAGACUGGUGAUUCUGGUGUAAGGGUCACCUUUUACGUGAAAAUCAAUAAGCAACAUUUUAUACUGUUUUUCAGUCAAUGGACAACCCUUACCCUCUGCCAUCCAGAGCAAUCACAUGGACCUCUUUCAAGCAGCCAAACCACCCCGGGGAACGCUGGGGUGGACUCCUGCUCACUUCCCUCCCAUGAUCUGGCCAUCAAGGCAGACCUGCCAGUGCCCCCCAGCCUCAGGAGCAGCUGGGCACCCUCAGAGCUUGGUCUGCCUUGUGCAGAAAUAAGGGCAGAGUUCCAGGACGACCCAUGCAAAGGAAGACAGGGCAGGCUUCUGCACCCCCCACCUUUAUUACAUGAUUUAAGAGGGUGAAGGAAAAAGACAUGCAGUCAUGUUUUACAAAUAAUAAAUUUAUUUCCAAAUCCUGAAUUAUAACCAAAUUACAAUUCCCUUUAGGUCUUUUUUGCUGCUUUACACAAGGAUUAAAAAAAGCCACAGCCAAGUCACGCAUACACCAAGUGUCCUGGGCCAGUUUUAGAUGCGAUGGGUCCAGCCACCUCCCGCUGCCCCGGCAGCACCUCGGAUACUCUGCAGCCCCACUCCCGCCAUGCCGCGCUCCUGCAUGGAAGAACUCCACCUCCAGACUCUGCCACAGAGUCUGGUCCAGCAGGAACUGCCCUGGGGGGCCGUGAUAUGCACAGAUGAAAGUCCUCAGAUGAAAGGGCUUUGUCCGCAGCCUCAGGGCUCCCGCCAGAAGGCUCAGGACCCAAUAUCUGCUGCCAUCCUCUCUGGGGACAGCCUCAGCUCACAGACCAAAGCGGGCUGGCGUGCGGCGAGGGGUCAUGGGCUCCCCUUGCUCUUUCCGGCCUGGAGUGUAGAUCUUCGUAGACC